Messenger RNA from Episyrphus balteatus (marmalade hoverfly), 2175 nucleotides. RefSeq lists its product as uncharacterized. The transcript is spliced from 2 exons. The record is from RefSeq and is a predicted model, not a curated record. NCBI's taxonomy places the organism in Eukaryota, Metazoa, Arthropoda, Insecta, Diptera, Syrphidae. Bases 166 to 2175 code for a protein of 669 amino acids.
AAGCUGGUUUCUGGUAUCGAUGGCCCCAGAACCACAAUUCAAGUCUCACAGACUAAACGAGACAACAAAAGUCUGACAGUGGAGGCAACCAUAAACAACAACCAACACGUGGCUACAAUUGACACCGGUGCCACUGCCUCUAUUGUACGAAGAGACUUGGUGAAGAUGACAUGGCUACAUAACACCAACAGCUACCGUCUGAAGACCGCCACAGGAGAAGCAGCAAGGGUGUACGGUGAAGUUCGUCUUACGAUCCGUAUGGCAGAACUAGAGUUUUCGCAUGUGUUUUUGGUGGCAGAUAUAUGUGACGAGUGCAUCAUUGGAAUCGACUUCAUGAAGGAGCAUGGAAUCAUUUUGGAUAUCGGUAAUCAAGUCCUGAAAUACAGAAAUGUAGAGAUUCCAAUGGUCUAUGGCACUGACAACUCGACAACAAUUAGAACUGUCAUCAAAGAAGACAUGUGCCUGCCUCCUUCUUCAGAAGUUUUUGUGUGGACCAAGUUAAAGGGGAACUUUGGAAGCCAUCGAUACCUCAUGGUUGAACCAGAAGUUGAGCAAAGUUCCGAAAACAUCAUCAUCGGGAAGACUCUUGUGGCACCAAAGAACAACAUGGUACCUGUACGUAUACUUAACAUCAAACCGUACCCAAUCAAGCUUAAGAAAGGAGAAGUUGUUGGGCAAUGUGAAUCUGUGUCCGCAAUAACUAAGAUCAACGACAUGGACACACAGAUGACUAUGAACUCUGAGAAACUAAAGACUCAAAUUCUCAAAUCAGACAACUUGAGUCAACAUCAGCUUAAUGUUGCUGGAAGGCUUCUUCAUGAAUAUGCUGAUAUCUUCUCUUCACCCAGCGGGCAAUACGGCCGAACACAACUGGUGCAGCAUCGAAUCGAUACAGGAGACGCUAGGCCGAUUCGUCAACCAGCAAGACGUCUCCCCUUGGCCAAACAAGGUGAAGUUGAAGAAAUGAUAUCGACAAUGAAGAAAGACGGGCUGAUCGAAAAUUCCAAAAGCCCUUGGGCAUCACCGGUAGUUCUCGUCAAAAAGAAGGAUGGAAGCACUCGAUUUUGUGUCGACUACCGCAGGCUGAAUGAUGUGACGAAGAAAGACAGCUACCCACUGCCAAGAAUCAGCGAUACUCUAGAUGCAAUGGAAGGAGCACAAUGGUUUUCGACUUUGGAUUUGAAGAGUGGCUACUGGCAGGUAGAAAUCCAUCCAGAAGAUCGGGAGAAAAUUGAAGAAAUUUUAGACAAUAUAAUAUCUUCUCCUGAAGAUGAAAUCUGUGAAAAGUUGUUUGCUGAAACGACAACUCGCAAUGCUGAUGGUCGCUACAUUUGUAAGCUUCCUUUCAAAGAUGAAGUUCCAGCUCUCGGGGUAUCGAGAGAACAAACCUUGAAACAGUAUCUUAGUACUGAAAAUGCAUUAGCUAAAAACCCAAGUUUCCAUACUGAAUACAACAAUGUUCUCGAAGAAUAUUUAACCCUAAAUCACAUGAAAAAAGUUGCUCCGAUCGAAAUUCAAAAGUCUACCGACAUAAAUUCUUAUUAUUUACCUCAGCACGCUGUGAUAAAACCCGAGAGUACUACUACCAAAACCCGAAUCGUAUUUAAUGCAUCCAGUCCAACUUCAAAUGGUAAAAGUUUAAACGACAUUCUUUAUACUGGUCCUAGCUUACAGUCAGAUCUCAUUUCAUUAAUUCUCAAUUGGCGUUUCUAUAGAUACGUUUUUAAUGCUGACAUCACAAAAAUGUACCGCCAGAUUUUUGUUCAUCCUGAACACACCCCAUUCCAAAGAAUUUUGUUUCGAAACUCAAGAAAUGAACCCGUUAGCGAUUUUGAACUGCAAACCGUCACAUUUGGUAUCAAUUGUGCACCGUUUUUAGCAAUCCGAACCCUAAAACAGCUAGCUGAUGAUAUUCAAACUCAAUUUCCAUUAGCAUCAAACAUUAUUCGAAAUGAAUUUUAUGUAGACGAUGCCCUCUCUGGUGCUCAUGAUAUUGGAACAGCUAAGCUUUGCCAACAAGAGUUAGUGGCAGCCUUAAACUCAGCUGGUUUCACCCUUAGAAAAUGGACUUCUAAUUGUUCCGAACUUUUAGAUUCAUUUCCCUCUGCAGAUCUCUUAAGUCUAGAGUUCCUAAAACUAGAAGAAAAGUCCAGCGCAAAAAUGUUAGGAAUAUAG